AUGAUUGAAGAUAAUAAAGGUGUAACUGAUAAAAUAAACUUUUUAAAAAAUGAUUUAAAAGAUCAAAAUAUUUCUUAUACAACCCAAGAAUAUAGUAAAAUGUCUGAUAAACCUUUUAAAGAAUUAUCUAAUCAAGAAGAAGAUGCAACAUUGAACUUACUCUCACUUAUGUUACCACAAAAAAAUAAAAAGACAAAUUCACCGCUAGUUCCAUCCCUAAACUUUAUAGAAAAUAUUAUUAUUUGUGAUUUAUGUGACGAAACAAACAUAUACGCAAGAAUACAAAAUUUAAUAUAUAGUUGUGUAUCAGGAGAUCUAUCUGCAUUUGUUAACUGUGGGAUACACAAUUGUUCCAUUUUCAACGAUAAAAUUUUAGAUUUAAAUAAAGGAGACUUACCAACUAUUGAAGAUGUAGAAAAAUUAUAUAAAAUAGAUAUGCGAAAAAAUACAGAGCAUCGAUUUAUUUGUAAAACUUGUUCGAACGAAUUUACAACAAAAAAUGGGUUAAAAUAUCACUUAAAAAAUGUACACUCAAAACAUAAAGAAAAUAUUGUAAAACCAUAUUUAUGCCCUUUUAAAAAAGUAUGUAAAAGAAAAUACAAAAACAAAAAUGGACUUUUUUACCAUCUUGAACAUUAUCACAAGAAAGAUAGUGAAGAUUUUAAAACAUUGCACAAUAGCACUAUACUUUCAAAUAUGCAAACAAAAAAAAUAAAAAAUAAAAAAUAA
This is a messenger RNA of Vairimorpha ceranae, 729 nucleotides long. Its product is annotated as zinc finger protein. The coding region runs from base 1 to 729 and encodes 242 amino acids. The transcript has a single exon. The record is from RefSeq and is a predicted model, not a curated record. Lineage: Eukaryota; Fungi; Microsporidia; Nosematidae.